GAUUCGUGAUCGUGGAUGAGACGCGGAGAAAGGAGCCUGAAACCAGAGGGAGAGCUGAACUUUGUACUCUCUCUCGCCUGGGAGUGGUUGAUUCAGAUACCUGCUCCCUCUAAGCUGUGUGCUCUGGAAAGGAAAGAGUUAAGAGGAACAGGAGCGGCCACCCUGGGAAGAUCAUUUUUUUAAAUCCUUGAGCAGCUUUGACCUGGAUGCAACCAGAUUUUCUACCAUGACAUGGUGCUGGGACCAGCAAUGCGUCAGCUAGACCUGCAGACCAUGGAAUCCUGCUCCACAGGUACGACCCCCCAGCUGCGGCAGAGCUGCCAGCCCCAGAAUGCUAUGUUUCCAUCUAGAAUUGGACACCUGUCAGCGUAGAAAGGCUCGACUGUGCUGCAGGCUUUCAAGGAACGAGUCUUUUGAAAGGGUUAAUAGAGACAAAGCAGAAUGAGACUUGGAAACUGUCAGCAUUACAGGAAAUGCUAGAACAAUGACAACAAUUUCACCUUCAGAAAACGGGUUCAUGAGAAAAGUUGAUCAAGGUUCACCAGAAGAUGAUAUUUUUUACAUGUAUGGAUCGACGGCGGCUCACGCCAAAGAGGAGACUGAAUAUGUCCGCACUAUCCGGGCAACUUUAGAGAAGAUUCAGAAUCAAUUAUUUAAGGAUGACCCGUACAGUAAGAGUACACAAGAGAAGAAUUCUUCUCACAUGAAACAAAAUGGGCACAGCAACGAAGACGAGGAUUCCUUUGGCUCGCGGUAUAAACGGAUCCUUGAGAAGUUAAAGGAUCAAGACCUGCAGAUUGUGGAUGUUCACAGAGAUAAUGAAGAUCUACAGAUUAAGUUGGAAGCGACACGUGAAGCUGGAUCAGGUGCGAUAAGGGACGCCACCCAUAAACUGUACGAAAAUUACAACAAGAAGUCUGAACAAGUCCGGAAAUCUCAUGAAGAGGAAAAGCAGCGCUUACAGGUUUCUGCUGCAGAGAAUGAGGAUCGGUUUAAGAAAAGCAUCGAGAGGUUGAAUGAAGUGGCUGACAAAAUUCAGGAGAAGCACAGCCGGAUCACUGAGCUGGAGAAGCUGAUGGAGCGGAUGGAAGCAGAAAAUACAUCUUUGGUGGAAAAGAAACGUUUACUAGAAAAUAAGCUCUCGAGAAGAAUGGGCGAUCCUUCCAACCCCAAUGGCUGUUCAUCGAUUCAGGCUGAGAUUUUUAAGACAGAAGAACAAAUUAAUCACCUGCAGGAGCUGAUGAUGUCCCAGCACCAGCAUCUCCGCGCAUUGAUCCAGGAGAGGGAAGAACUGAAGAACCGCCUGAAAGAGCAGGAUGUAACGAUUGGGGAACUGAAGGAAAAAAUCGGUUUUCUUGAAUGUGAGAACAAAGAAUUGAAAUACAAGGUGGAUCACUGGUCCAGCCCCAGCAAAUUCAAAGUAUCUAAAGCGACGUCAGUGAGUGAGUCCAUGUUUGGCACCUUGUCUCCGUAUUUAAUGCUGCUGAAUAACAGGAAAAGCCCCGGAAGCAGCUGAUGCCGACCUCUUCAGGAUGUUCUGCCCUCUCCUGCUGGAUUCCGCUACGUGACAACAUUUCAGGGUCUGGGUCCCGUCACCCGGUGGCGCUGCUGGGAAACUGAAGACUUGCUGCCAGAUUCCCCGGCAGAUCACAGCUGAUCGAUGGGGAUCUCUGCAAAGUAACAACCUGUGAUCAGCUCACUUUUGAAGGGACUCUUCUAAUAAAGAAGCUGGUUCCAAAGUGGACAACUCCUUACUCUCUCUGCCGGUUUAAAACUUAUGAAAAGUUUAUGGCAAACUGGAAGAACUUCCUUUUUGAGUAGGGACAGAGAAGUAGACUAAGGGGCUAAAUCUACACGACGACAUUUUGUUGCACCAAUGUCACACGACAAUUUUCAUAAUGAUAGUCUAUGGUGUCGUGCUGCGACUGCGACGCGACAGUCG
Messenger RNA from Bufo bufo (common toad), 1942 nucleotides. RefSeq names its product coiled-coil domain containing 68 (gene CCDC68). Gene Ontology annotation, cellular component: intracellular anatomical structure. Gene Ontology annotation, biological process: intracellular signal transduction. The coding region runs from base 485 to 1516 and encodes 343 amino acids. The record is from RefSeq and is a predicted model, not a curated record. Lineage: Eukaryota; Metazoa; Chordata; Amphibia; Anura; Bufonidae. The transcript has 11 exons.